This is a messenger RNA of Candida albicans SC5314, 1128 nucleotides long. It is a transcript of the gene PTC1, whose product is annotated as type 2C protein phosphatase. Gene Ontology annotation, biological process: protein dephosphorylation. The record is from RefSeq and is a predicted model, not a curated record. Bases 1 to 1128 code for a protein of 375 amino acids. NCBI's taxonomy places the organism in Eukaryota, Fungi, Ascomycota, Pichiomycetes, Serinales, Debaryomycetaceae. Gene Ontology annotation, molecular function: cation binding; protein serine/threonine phosphatase activity. The transcript has a single exon.
AUGGCAUCAACAGAUACAGACAACUCAAAAACAGUGUCCUCCUCAACGUCGUCGCCUAGCACUCCGACAAAAACAGCAACUACCAAGACCACUGCCACCCCACCAAUACAAUCUUCUUUGGAGGUACCAUCCUUGGCUAAUAAUAGUAACGGCAGUUCCAGUACAUCAACUUCCUCUACAAAUGCAUCUCUGACAGGUGCUAAUGACUCCAACUAUGAUCCAUUUGCUGGCCUUUCUUUUAGGGUUGGGGUUGCAGAAAAUAAAAACACCACAUUCCGUAACAAAAUGGAAGAUGUCCACACAUAUAUUGCCAAUUUUGCUGAACGAGUGGAUUGGGGAUAUUUUGCUAUAUUUGAUGGCCAUGCUGGGAAGGAUACAGCACGGUGGUGUGGGAAUAACUUACAUACACUAUUGGAAGAAGAAAUCGAUCGCAAUUCCGAUGAGGGUAGUCCACCUCCGACUCCCAUAAGGGGUAAAGAUGAUUUGCGGGAAGAUUUGUACAAGUGUUUUGUCAAAGCAGAUGAAUUGAUAGAAAAAAGUGGGCAAGGUAAAUCUGGAUGUACUGCUGCAGUGGCUGUUCUCAGAUGGGAAAGUGAUAAUGAAGAACCAGUAUCGCACACCAAGAGCCAAGAUGGUGGUAAAUUUGAUUUCAAGCCAACCAAGAAUCACAAGCGAUUGUUAUAUACUUCUAAUGUUGGAGAUCUGCGAAUAGUUCUUUGUCGUGCUGGACAGGCAUACCGAUUGUCGUAUGAUCAUAAAGCUACAGACACACAUGAGAUUAAUAGAAUAGAAGAUAAUGGCGGGUUGGUAUUGAAGAAUCGGGUAAAUGGUGUUUUAGCGGUGACUCGAUCACUUGGUGACACAUAUAUGAAACUGUUGGUCAUAGGAGUUCCGUUUACUACGGCGACAGAAAUUACUGCGGAUGAUGAAUUUAUUAUUAUUGCCUGUGACGGACUUUGGGAUGUAGUCUCCGAUAAACACGCUUGCAAAUUGGCAGCUGAAUCAUUUAAACAAGGUUAUUCACCGCUGCAAGUUGCUAAGAAGUUGUGUCAAUUUGCAAUAGAAUUGUCUACAACAGAUAAUGUUACUGUUAUGGUUGUACAGCUUGACAAUGACGUGUUCAGUUAG